AUCUUGACCAAAUUCGACACUCUCGUUGCCCCUCAUAACAAACAAAAAAAGAAUACUCACUUGACACUUGGUCUGCUUAACGCUAUAAAUCUGGGCGGAGUCGAACCUCCCGCUUCGCCUCUUUCCUCUCUGCUUGUGUUUAGCGGGUAAACGUGCCCUGGCUGCCAUCGAACCUCAAAAUGACGAAAUUACAGUUUCUAAAUGUAUAUUUGACAGAAAGGUUGAUGUUAGCUGCCCAAGAUAUAUAUAAGCAAGUGGAAGAGACCAUAUUAGAAUACAAGGAGGAAAUAUUCCAGGGAAAGCGAGAGAAUGAUAAACUGAGACGGAAGCUUCACGAAAAUGGGAUUCCAUGGCCAGACCUAGAGCCAUUUUCUCCUGUAGAAUCUGAGGAGGAGGAGGAGGAGGAGGGAGCCAUUGGGCAUAAGCAGGAACCAAACCCCGGACAGACUUUGGAGAAACAGGACGGAAUGGCCAGAAGGGAGGAAAAGCUGUUUAGGGGACUGGCCCCUCUGUCUAGAUUCACUCCUUCUAAUGGAAAUGAUGACUAUGAUCAGAACCCACCUCAACCCACCUCACAUCAGUUCCAAAUACAAACUCACACUGGGAAGACUAUAGAGGGAGGCUUUCUAUCAAGCUCAACAACCUCCAAUCCAAUCAAAACAGAGACUGAUAGAUUGGGCGUCUGUCCAUUGGAUGAUCCAUCAAGUGACCCAAAUACUUUCUCUUCAGGGAACCUCGACCUUUUGGCAGCACAGAGUGAGAACAGUGUAAGUAUGAUGGGGGUGGAAGGUGGUGACGAACUACUGUCAGGAUUUGAAGCUCUACAGAUACCGCUACACACGGAAAAUUCAAAUUCCCUUCAAAUCCACCACGACACAUCAUUGUGUUGCAAGGUGUGUGGGAAACCCUGUAGACACAUGGGCCAUUUAAAUGCACAUGUGCGAAUGCACACGAAAGAGAAGCCAUUUCUCUGUGGCUUGUGUGGUAAGUCCUUUAGCUCGUCUGGGAGGUUGAAAGGCCACCAGAGGAUUCACACAGGGGAGAAGCCCUACCAGUGCCAUAUCUGUAGGAAACGUUUCAAUCAGACAGCGCACCUGAAGGUACACCUGAGAGUCCACACAGGGGAGAAACCAUUUAGUUGUCCCGUCUGUGGGAAAAGCUUCAGUCAAUCCAACAAGGUGAAAAGACACCUUGUGACACAUUCUAGAGAUGGUUCGUUCCUACCAGGCCUAUAACGGAGAUGUUUGUUUAAGGAAGUGAAAUGUACAUGAUGGGAGUUCCAAUUCUAUUUCAAAUCCAUUCUGGUGUAGGAAAUGUUAAGGCUACUGGUUUAUAAUGAGGAUUUUAAUAUGUCUUCCCAACCAUACAAUGCAUUCGAGAAGUAUUCAGACCCCUUCACUUUUUUCACAUUUUGUUACAUUACAGCUUUGUUCUAAAAUGGAUUAAAUACA
Salvelinus sp. IW2-2015 is the source of this 1451-nucleotide messenger RNA. Its product is annotated as zinc finger protein 8-like. Lineage: Eukaryota; Metazoa; Chordata; Actinopteri; Salmoniformes; Salmonidae. Gene Ontology annotation, molecular function: DNA-binding transcription factor activity, RNA polymerase II-specific; RNA polymerase II cis-regulatory region sequence-specific DNA binding. The record is from RefSeq and is a predicted model, not a curated record. Gene Ontology annotation, biological process: regulation of transcription by RNA polymerase II.